Nilaparvata lugens (brown planthopper) is the source of this 4771-nucleotide messenger RNA. RefSeq names its product chitooligosaccharidolytic beta-N-acetylglucosaminidase. Bases 540 to 2576 code for a protein of 678 amino acids. The record is from RefSeq and is a predicted model, not a curated record. Gene Ontology annotation, cellular component: membrane. The transcript is spliced from 9 exons. NCBI's taxonomy places the organism in Eukaryota, Metazoa, Arthropoda, Insecta, Hemiptera, Delphacidae. Gene Ontology annotation, molecular function: beta-N-acetylhexosaminidase activity. Gene Ontology annotation, biological process: glycosaminoglycan metabolic process; ganglioside catabolic process; carbohydrate metabolic process.
UACUUCUCAAUAGCUAUACUAAUAAAGGAACACACAUUGACUCAAAUAUACCCACAGUCUCACAUUUACAUACACAAAAUGAUAUUCAACACACACAGAAAUAAAAUUGACUCACACAGCAUUACGGAGCAACACACAAACACAUAAGCAUAUAUAUGAACAAACAAUAAACUAUUCCACCAAAGUUACUUAAGGCCUGUACACACUAACACAAGCUCACUUCUACAGUUUCAUCUUUUAUUGUAUAUUUUCAAUGUGAAUCUUCUUAAUAUUUCUCUGUGGCUCUUCCAAGUUCUACUGGUGUGUUAAAACCCUAUUUCAAAUGAAUCUUUCCUAAUCCUCAUUACAUAAAUCAACAGUGUGAACUUUCUUAUCAGUGCUGAACAGUAUUUUUAAUGGGAGCAUCUAAAGAUCGAGAGCUCGGCUAGUGUAUAGAGGCCUUUAAUUGGCAGACAAAGACACACGAGUCAAUUUGAAAUUAACUUAGUCAUUGUUUGCCAGUGCCUGAGAGUGUGUGUGAGACUGUGAGUUUUCCAAACAUGCCUAAAUUUAACCGGGUGCGUUACACCAAUUUAACCGACGGUUCCAUUGCAAUGAGACGAUGGAUUUGUUACAGAACGAUUACGAACCUCAAAAAUUUCUUCGUCAAUAGCAAGUCUGCAAAAUACCUGUUAGCUAUUUUGGUUACAAUUCUAACUAUACAACAGAUAUGUUUUACGUAUACGGAGCCAUCAUCACCAGAUAUCGCCCAGAAUAUCAGAGGCUUGUGGACCUACAAGUGUAUGAAAAAUCGAUGCCGAAAAACACAAUUCACUGGCAAAGACGGCGAAGAUUCAGGCCAGAUUUCGUUGAAUGUGUGCAAACUGACUUGCGGUGAUCCCCCCGGCUCACUAUGGCCAAUGCCCACUGGGAAGGUGCAGAUACAAAGGCAACUGGUUGCAAUCAACCCCAACAACAUCAUUAUGGAAGACGAACCUCCUGGGAAUCAAGAAAUGAAUACUCAAAAUGGCAAAGUUUAUCUGGCGCUACGUGGAUCUUUCUCAACUCGACUUCUGACGGAGACUGUAGGUAAACCCAUAAAAGCUGAUGGAGGUUACGAAUUUCAUCUGACAUUGCAAAUCCAGGACACGAGUGUGGAUAAGCCUACACUCAACAUGGAUGAGAGCUACCAACUCAAAGUCGAAACUGAUAAUGAUAAAAAGCUGGUCCAAGGAACAAUAAUAGCCAAAACCUACUUCGGAGCUAGACACGCAACAGAGACGCUGAAUCAGCUGAUUGUAUAUGAUGACGUCUCUCGUAAACUAGUGAUGCCUGGUUCAAUAGAAAUUUUCGACCAGCCUGUGUACAAGUACAGAGCUCUAAUGCUGGACACAUCCCGUAAUUUUAUUUCGAUUGAAGCGAUUCGAAGAACAAUUGACGGGAUGGCUAGUGUCAAAAUGAACGUUCUGCAUUGGCAUAUCACAGACUCGCAUUCUUUCCCGUUGGAGUCGAAGAUGUUCCCACAAUUGACAAUAUAUGGAGCUUAUGGACCUGAUCAGUUUUACUCGCAGAAAGAGGUGAAAAGCCUAGUGGAAUUUGCCAGAUGGAAAGGCGUGAAAAUAGUGCCAGAGUUCGACAGCCCAGCCCAUGUGGGAGAAGGCUGGCAGUGGGCCGAUAAUACACUCAUCGGCUUCAAUGCUCAGCCCUGGUUUAAGAUCUGCAAUGAGGCACCCUGUGGUCUGGUGAACCCCAUCAGUGACCGAGUGUUCGAGAUGCUGCAAGGCAUUCUAUCCGAGAUGCACGAUUUAUUCGACAUUUCCGAAGUGUUUCAUAUGGGAGGCGAUGAAGUCAAUUUGCUUACCUGGAAAGACGACAAGGAGAUUCAGGCCUACAUGAAAAAAAGACAAUGGGAUGACAACUCAUCCUUGUUUCGACUGUGGGGCGACUUUCAUAAGCGAACCUACUCCAUAUUGCAACAAGUGACUGCAACUUCUCCACGAGCCAUUAUGUGGACCAGCAAGUUGACGGGGCAAGAGUAUAUCGACGAAAUCCUCGACAAGAAGCACUACAUCAUACAUGUCUGGUCAAAUGCUACACUUGCAGAGAAAAAUAUUGAACAGAUAAAUCAAAUCAGAUUGUUAGCUAAAAAGGGAUAUCAGAUGAUUUUCUCCAAUAGUGAUGCGUUGUACUUGGACUGUGGCUUUGGCGGUUGGGUCACCGACGGUCACAACUGGUGCAGUCCCUACAAAACCUGGCAACAGCUCUACAGCAACGACAUGGUGGCCAUUUUGAAAGACAUUACCAGAAAUGAGUACAAACCGGAAAUGGAUCGGCUGAUCUAUGGAGCCUCAGCCGCCAUGUGGACGGAACAAGUCGAUGAGCACAAUUUGGAUGGGAGAGUGUGGCCCAGGUUGGCAGCACUGGCUGAGCGGCUGUGGACCAAUCCUAGCACGCCCUGGCAGGUCGCCGAGUUCAGGUUUCUGCACCAGAGAGAAAGGCUGGUCCGCUACGGUAUUCAUCCCGAGGCGUUGCAGCCGCUGUGGUGUCGCCAGAACGAGGGAGACUGUCCCGAUACAACACCUAAACCAAGAAAAUAAUAUGUUUUUAUUGUUACAUAAUAUUUCUUUAUUAUAUUGUUGAUCACAAAUCAUUAUUACAAUAUAAUAUGAUUGGGAGAAGACAAGGACAACAGUAUAUGAUAUUGUAAAAUCUAUAAAAUUGCUACCAAUAAAGUAGUCAAUACUGUAAAGUGGAAAGUGAGAACACAACCUCAUUCUUUUUCCGAUUCCCUUAGGCCCAUAUGUAUGUAGAUACUCGGUUUAAACAGAGAAAGAUCAGCUGUUCGUUUAAUCACAUCAUGAUAAAUGCAAGCAUAUCUACAAGUGAACGUGGUUUAGCGUUAAACGUAGUGUUAGCACAUAACCCUUAGGCCUAUUCAUCAAAAUUUGGAAGAAAGACAGUUUUGGGCUAUGCCCCUAUGCCUGUUGUCUUCUCUCAAUGAUAUUUUUAUAUAAUAUUGUGAACAUAGUGAUUGUCAAUAAAUACCAAUCGUAGGUAUUCAGCUACCUAUGGAGAGUGUCAGAUUUUGGAAAUUGUUCUUGUUGAAUUGUUAUAGAUUUUCAAAUUAUUCUAAUUUCAAAUAAUUGUUGUCAAAAGGUUAUAUAUUUAUAUACGUUUUAUAUUUUGUUGAUGUUGCAUCAAACCUAUAAUUUAGUUUUUGAUAUAUGCCUAUACGUGGAUGAUUUGAUUAGAUGAUCAAACUCUCGUCCUAAACCCACAACCAGGCAGUGAUAUCAGCCUGAAGUUUAUAAAACUCUAGACUAUCAGACCAAUUCGGAUGGCCCGAUUGUAGAAGACAAUAAAAGACUGUAAAAUAUCUACAUGCAAUUGCUAUCUAUAGAAAACUAUUCAGUGGAAAAAAUAAAGAUUGUUAUCGCUAUCAACUAUUGUUAAAUUAGUCGAGUUUCAAAUAAUUAUUCUCAGAAAGAGGAUAGUUGCUCCAAUAGAGGUCUCUCGUCAGACCUGGAAAAUAAUACAGUGAUAUUUUUGAUUCAUAUAUUGUCACAUUAUCAUUCAAGAACCUAACAUUCUCAUGAGAGGUUGAGUUUGAGUAUAUUUAUUAUUCAACUACAUCACCAAAUCUCUAUAAAAAGUUCGUUGUCAGAAUGAUUUUGUUGGAGAAAGGAUCAUAGUCUCAAUAGAAAGACACUGAAACCUGGAAAAAAGAAAUUAUAAUAGAAUAUUAUUGUUUGAUAAUUUUUUGUUGCACUUACGUUGUAAAUUCCGUUAGUUCUAUAUGAAACUCAAUAAUUAUUAUAUCAUUUUAUUUCAUUGUUUGUCUAAUUAGUACUUUCAUAAUACUGUUCCAGUAGGAGUUGAAAUAAUGAAUUAUUAUGAGUGUAUGUUUGGAAUUCUAUCAUUUUAGAAUAAAUUAUCAUAAAAUUCAGAAUUCUGAAAAAUGAAUAAAUUUAUUUUCAAAUAGAUCACUAGAGAGUAUAAAAUAAAUAAUACUCUUAUCGUUAAAUUCUGUAUUCUAAGUCAAAAUUCAUUUCUACCAUUUCUAACAAAUUACAUUUCUCUUUAAUUCGGUUCAACACAUUAAUUGAUUACAUCAGUAUUCAUUCUAUUUUGUUGACCUUCAAUUUUAUACAUAUUUCUCUUGUGUUCGAUACAUUCUAAAUCUUUCAAUGAUGGAUAGAAAAGAAACAAACAUUGAGUCAGAGAGUGACAAUGUAAGAUUGAUAUAGAAAAAGAGGCAUAGAGAGAGCUCAGAAGAAAGACAAACGCCGAGAAGAGAACCACAGAGACCAAUAAAGAGAAAGUAUAACAGAGUGAGAGAAUAGAGAGAGAAAGUGAGAGAGUAAAGGAGAAAGUGAAUGAGAGAGAUAUGGCAAACAGGAGGACAAAGUUAGCUAUAGUGAGAUCCACUUUGAAAUUUCAGCAAUGGUUGAAAGGGGAAGCAUUGAAGUUAAUCAUAGGGAAUGCUGCCAGUUUGAAGUGGAUCUGACUAUACCUAUACGGAACAAGAACAACACCUUUGAAGACAGAAAAUCAACAGAAUAAGACAGACAAUCAAUAGAAAAAGACAGAUAAAAUCGACUUGUAUCACAGCUGAGCUGGGUCCUGUUAUGUUAGCUUCAUAACAACCAACUCCGUUCUAUUCAGUCAGGUCGGUGGCUUCAAGCUGUGUGCAACAGCUCAAGUAUUUAUCGUCGAUGAUAAACAAAGAAAUUUUCAUUAUCACUGAUAAUUAUUGCCCAUCACUACACAGUUACUAAAGCUUGGUCUAAAG